Messenger RNA from Callorhinchus milii (elephant shark), 3418 nucleotides. RefSeq names its product DEAD (Asp-Glu-Ala-Asp) box helicase 42 (gene ddx42). Gene Ontology annotation, molecular function: nucleic acid binding; ATP binding; RNA helicase activity. The record is from RefSeq and is a predicted model, not a curated record. The transcript has 19 exons. Lineage: Eukaryota; Metazoa; Chordata; Chondrichthyes; Chimaeriformes; Callorhinchidae. Bases 321 to 3137 code for a protein of 938 amino acids.
GGGCCAGCAGGUUAGGUUGCGGGCCUGGUUUUCCGCUGCGACCUCCUCGCCUCAGAGCGGACGGGGGGGAAAAAAAACGCGAACGGUCGUCGCCGCCGCCGUCCGUCCGUCCGCUUUGUCGACGGCCCCCAACCGGAGCUUCGAGGCCAAAAAGUGUGGGGGUGGGGGGGGGUUCGGCGAAGCGGCGUUCAGUUGACGUUUCGUGAGGGAAGGAAGGAGGGAAAGGGAAAAGGAAAAGGAAGGAAAGCGCUCGGUGACCCUCGACCCCGACACACGACGCCCCGCGCAUCGGCGAGAAGGAGCCCCAACUGAGCUAAACCAUGAAUUGGAAUAAAGGAGGGACUGGAGGAAAGAGGGGAUUUGGCUUUGGUGGUUUUGCCAUCGCGACUGGAAAGAAAGAAGAAUCAAAUCUGCCGAAGACAUCCCAUUCCGUAUUUGGUGCAAUGGGCCCUGGUGGAGGCUAUGGGAAAGGCCAGGUAUCUCAGACACCCUGCUUUUACAAAGUUGGAUCAAAGCGCCCAAACUUUGACGAAGAAAAUGCAUAUUUUGAAGAUGAUGAUGAAGAUGACAAUUCAGCCGAUGUGGAUUUGCCCUACAUCCCUGCAGAGAACUCUCCAACCAGACAGCAGUUCGCUUCAAAAUCUCGAGACUCUGAUGAUAGUGAAGAGGAUCCUUUAGAUGCUUAUAUGGCUGAAGUGGAGGACCAGGCAGCAAAAGAUAUCAAAAGACUCGAUGAAAAGGAAAGCGAUAAGAAAAAUGCAAAGGGUAUAAGGGAUGACAUUGAAGAGGAAGAUGAUCAUGAAGCCUACUUUAGGUACAUGGCUGAAAAUCCGAAUGCUGGUGUGGUUCAAGAGGAAGAUGAGGACAAUAUGGAAUAUGACAGCGAUGGUAACCCUAUACCUCCACUAAAGAAAGUGAUUGAUCCUCUGCCUCCUUGUGAUCAUUCUGAGAUCGAAUAUCAGCCAUUUGAGAAGAACUUCUACAUCGAACACGAGGAGUUGGCCAAGCUUACACCGGUGCAAUUAGCUGAACUCAGACAGAAGUUGAACCUGAGGAUCUCUGGCGCCGACGCUCCCAAAACCUGCAGCAGUUUUGCUCACUUUGGGUUUGAUGAGCAGCUGAUGCAUCAGAUCCGAAAGUCCGAGUACACACAGCCAACACCCAUACAAUGUCAGGGUGUCCCCAUUGCGCUGGGGGGCAGGGACAUGAUUGGAAUCGCUAAAACUGGGAGCGGUAAAACCGCAGCCUUCAUCUGGCCAAUGCUCGUUCACAUCAUGGAUCAGAAGGAGCUGGAACCUGGGGAUGGACCCAUUGGUGUGAUCGUCUGCCCUACCAGAGAGCUCUGCCAGCAGAUUCAUUCAGAAUGCCGGAAGUUUGGCAAAGCCUAUAACCUGAGGUCCGUGGCCGUAUAUGGCGGUGGCAGCAUGUGGGAGCAGGCAAAGGCUCUGCAAGAAGGAGCAGAGAUUGUUGUGUGCACACCAGGCCGGUUGAUAGAUCAUGUAAAGAAAAAGGCUACCAACCUGCAGCGAGCAACCUAUUUAGUGUUCGACGAAGCUGACAGAAUGUUUGACAUGGGGUUUGAAUACCAGGUGCGAUCAAUAGCCAGUCAUGUUCGUCCAGACAGACAGACUUUGCUCUUCAGUGCUACAUUCCGAAAGAAGAUCGAGAGGCUGGCACGAGACAUCCUCAUUGACCCUAUCCGUGUUGUACAGGGAGACAUCGGCGAGGCGAACGAAGAUAUUACGCAGAUUGUGGAAAUAUUCCUGAGCGGUCCCGAUAAGUGGAACUGGCUUAACCGGAGACUUGUGCAGUUCACGUCCUCUGGCAGCGUCCUCAUCUUUGUGACUAAGAAAACCAACUGCGACGAGCUAGCUACCAACCUCAACCAGGAGGGCUACACUGUGGGGCUACUGCACGGAGACAUGGACCAGAGCGAAAGGAACAGAGUCAUCUCUGACUUCAAGAAAAAAUCUAUUCCUAUACUCGUGGCUACAGACGUAGCAGCACGUGGUUUGGAUAUUCCAUCAAUUAAGACCGUUGUUAAUUAUGACGUGUCUCGUGAUAUUGAUACACACACUCACAGGAUUGGGCGUACUGGCAGAGCAGGAGAGAAGGGGCUAGCGUACACCUUAAUGACUGCCAAGGACAGUAACUUUGCUGGGGAUCUGGUCCGUAAUUUGGAGGGAGCCAAUCAGUACGUUUCCAAAGAGCUGUUGGACCUGGCGUUGCAGAACCCAUGGUUUCGGAAGUCCCGUUACAAAGCAGGGAAAGGGAAGAGGCUGAAUAUUGGCGGAGGAGGACUAGGUUACAGGGAGCGUCCAGGCCUGGGUUCAGAUAUUGCAGAAAGGCCAAGCUGCAAUGCGCUGACUAAUUAUGAAGCAUACAAACCAUCCACAGGAGCAAUGGGUGAUAGGAUGUCAGCCAUGAAAGCAGCAUUCCAGUCGCAGUACAAAUCUCACUUCAUCGCGGCCACUGGUACUGCCCCGAAGGUCACAGGGUCCUCCAGUAGCAGCAGCAACUGGACCAGUGCUGGGAGUUUGAGCAUUGUCCCCAACUGCCCUCUUGGUGGGGUACCCACCAACCAACCCCCGGGGGCUGGCACCAACAGUGGCACUCGGAACAAAGACAGCGGCGGUCGGUCUCCUGAAUUCAAGGGUCGUCCUACUGAGGGUGGCAGUAACCGUCCUAUUGAGGGUGUCAGUAACCGUCCUGACAGUGGCCGCCACGUGGAAGGCAAUGCCCGCCAUCUUGAAGGGGCUGGUGGACGCCAUCUCGAAAGCAGCAGCAGUCGUCACGGUGAGGGGGGUCGUCACGGGGACUCCGGGGGCCGGCACUCCAGCAGCAAGUACAACGACCGGAGCGACGGCCGGCACGGCGAGAGGAACAGCGAGCGCCACGGAGACCGGGGAGGCGAGCGCCACGCGGAGAGCAGGCACGGGGAGCGGAGCGCGGAUAACAGGCACGGCGAUCGGCACGGCGAGAGGGGGGCGGAGAGCAGGAGUGGCGGCGGGGGCGGCAAUGGCGACACCAGAAACGGAGACAGCAGGAGCGCCAGUCGAAACAAUUCCAUCGGGAACGACGGCUUUGCUGUGCCAGAGCCACCGCCCAGAAAGAAGAAGAGCAGAUGGGACAAUUAAUCCCUGGAUCCGUGCCGUGCACUUUCCUGCAGGCACUUGCAGCGUGCUUCAUUUUUUGAAUCCAUGUUUUAAAAAAAAACUACUGGGCAUAGUUUUAUCUGGAUAACCAACGCAAAAUGGACACUACACACACACAAAAGGAUUUUUAUUUAGAGUAGUGAGCUAUGUACCUUGUAUGUUAGUACUUGUAUUUGAAAUUGAAAUGAAAUUCUGUAUAUUGCAGUCCGUUGGGAGGUUUUCAAUUUGUCAAAUACUUUCAAUAUAACGUCGAAUCGACUUGU